CGAAAAAAGUAUUUCUCGUCCAUUUUGGUUUUUGUCUUACCCCAAUACAGUUAAUAAACCUACAAAAUGGCGGACGCAGCUCCAGCCCGUAGUGGAUUCCGAGGUGGUUUUGGCUCUCGCGGUGGUCGUGGUGGUCGCGGUCGUGGACGCGGUGCUCGUGGUCGUGGACGUGGCGGCAAGGAGGACUCCAAGGAGUGGGUGCCAGUCACCAAAUUGGGCCGCCUUGUGCGUGAGGGCAAGAUCAAGUCUUUGGAGGAGAUCUACCUGUACUCGUUGCCCAUUAAAGAGUUCGAGAUCAUCGAUUUCUUCUUGGGAUCGUCUCUGCGCGAUGAGGUGCUGAAGAUCAUGCCCGUCCAGAAGCAGACCCGUGCCGGUCAGCGUACCCGCUUCAAGGCCUUCGUUGCCAUUGGUGACAACAACGGUCACAUUGGUCUUGGCGUUAAGUGCAGCAAGGAAGUUGCCACCGCUAUUCGUGGUGCCAUCAUCUUGGCCAAGCUGUCUGUUGUGCCUGUGCGUCGUGGCUACUGGGGCAACAAAAUCGGCAAGCCCCAUACCGUGCCCUGCAAGGUUACCGGCAAGUGCGGCUCCGUCUCUGUGCGUCUGAUCCCAGCUCCCCGUGGUACUGGCAUCGUGUCUGCCCCAGUUCCCAAGAAGCUGUUGACCAUGGCUGGUAUUGAGGAUUGCUACACGUCUGCUCGUGGUUCCACUGGUACUCUGGGUAAUUUCGCCAAGGCUACCUAUGCUGCCAUUGCCAAGACCUACGCUUAUCUGACACCAGACUUGUGGAAGGAGAUGCCAUUGGGAUCCACUCCCUACCAGGCAUACUCUGACUUCUUGUCCAAGCCAACGGCUCGUCUGCACGCCGAUGCCUAAGAACAUCGUGAACCAGAUUUUUUAUAUAAAUAAAAGAUCUAAUAUACCAUAAA
Molecule: messenger RNA, 926 nt
Organism: Drosophila busckii
Lineage: Eukaryota; Metazoa; Arthropoda; Insecta; Diptera; Drosophilidae
Gene: RpS2
Product: 40S ribosomal protein S2
Exons: 2
Coding region: 67-873 (268 amino acids)
Biological process (GO): translation
Cellular component (GO): cytosolic small ribosomal subunit; ribosome
Molecular function (GO): RNA binding; structural constituent of ribosome
Source: RefSeq, a predicted model, not a curated record